AUGGCGGUCCAAUCACUUACGACGCUGCCCGCUUGGCCGUCUUCGUCAGUCCGCAAAGACUUGACGCCGACCCAGCAAUCUUCGUUAUUGUCCACUGUCUCCAACUCCCUCUCUAAUGCGAUCUCAAUCACUACCACGACUAAGAAUGCGAAGUCAUCGACUGGAAAAACCACCAAGGCGACAGACAGUCUGGCGACCUCAACGAUAACCUUUCUCCGAUCGUACCUGCUCGAUCAGGCUUUUCAAAAGUUACAGGCAGCUAUCUGGGUGACGGAAGAUGAAAAAUCGCCUUCGGAGAAAGCUAUUCAUGCCAAAGUCUUGAAGCUGACAGAGCGUCUGGCUGAAGAAGGCGGCUUGGACGACCUCAAAAUCCUCACGGAUCUGGCCAUUGUCUACGCACGAUCAUCGCCAUCCAAGCUUCGCCAUAUCUUCAACCUGUGUGCCUUGAACAGCCCAAAUGUCGUGACAGAAGUCGAAACAGCACUCGUACCGAGUUUCACAGCCAUCCUGCAAUCGACUCAAGGACUGUACAACCAACGAAAGGCAGCUGAAGUGAUCUACUGCUUCAUGGUAGCUUGCUCAGGGGCCUCCAAAAUCCCAGGAAUUCCCGACGCACCUCUCUUAGCUCCAUUUAUCAAGCACGUACCCUUCAUCACCGCCCUGUCAAACCUGUAUCUCCCUGGCCUCAGUUCUACCGCCUGGUCGUACGGCGGGACGCGCGCCCUGCUUUCAGCCAUCUCGGCUGUGGGUACCACAGCUGAAGUUGACCCAACGGAAUGGACCACUAUUUGGGUGAAGACCAAACUCACCCUCAUCGACAGCUUCCACCUACUCUUCAAACAAUCUCUCGCCAACCUCACCCAAGCUAAUGGACCGCAACAACUAGCAGAGCAAGCCGAAACUAUCUUUUCAGCUAUUUUCGCCAUGUUGGAAACGUCCACUAACGGCUCUGACGAGUCGACAUCGUCAGGAGCGACACCUCCGACCCCGUUCCUCAAUUUGACGCUAUUGCAGGAUUAUCAGCGUAGCCAUGAUCUGACGCAGCUCCUCACCGGGGCACUCAGCAAGGCGCAAGAAAGGGAUGCUCGCUUGGAUAUCCUGGAGAGCACCUUGGUGGAACACGGCUCUUAUUCCAAGGAGCCGGGUGCCCUCACCAUCCUCCUUCACGGUUCAGGCCUUCAGAGACCAGCGCCUUCGAAGUCCGUCGAUGCUAAAGGAAAAGGACCAACGACAACUGAAGUCCCGUCGACUACGUCCUACUCAGCAGAAAUCGAUGAUGUCGAGCUCGUUUCAAAAACCUCUCAGAUCCUCGACCUUCUCCCAGACCUUUCAACUCAAUACGUCGGCAAGCUACUGAAGCAUCCCGCUUACGACGGUAAUGUCGAACGAGUAAUCGAGGCUUUGCUCGAAGGAAGCGCUCCGGAUGAAGCUACUCUGGAUUCACAACGGCAGCAACCAGUCCAAAGACAGGCCUCUCCAGUCCCAGAGAGACGAAAUAUAUUCGACGACGAAGCUGUCGACUUUAGUUCAGUACGAUUCGGGAAGAAGGCUGAAGAUGCGGCAACCCUGCUCGCCAAACCUGACCAAGGCGCCCGCGAAAGGAUGAAGGCAGACAUCCUCCGGCGGGUUGAAAUUAUGGACAUGGAAUCCGACGAAGAGGAAGAAGGUGAAGAAGAAGAUGGGGCCAAGCCCAAACCCAAGAUCGUGGCAUUCGAGGAGGAUGACGAUAUCGAGGAGCCUGUGCGGGUGCCUGGGGCAGGCGACCUGGAGGAUCCGGAAGGGGAGAGCGAGUCGGAUGGAGAGCCGGGUGCAGAGGGAACCCCUGGCGAGGUCGAUCCAGAGUAUCUGAUCGAGCAAGCCUAUGUGGCGGACCCAUCUGCCUUUGCUAGAGAUGCGGCGACGCGUCGAAGCAAGGCUCGAGCUGAGCUUAUCCAAAAGACGGGUUGGUCUCACGAGCAGAUUGAAGGAUGGGCAAUUGUUUUGGAACGAAAUCCGAAGAAGAAGGACAAGAUUUUACUCAAGCACGAGUUCAGAGGAAACGUGGCAGGUCCCCUGGAACCUCAAUCAUCGUCGGAACCUGGAAGAGGGGGACAUCACCGUGGCAGAGGGCGCGGUGGUCGUGGUGGAGGGAGAGGUGGCAGGGGCGGUGGAGGUGGAGGGCAGGGUGGAGGUCAAGGCGAAGGGUCUGGUAGUCGAGGGAACGCUCGAGGGCGUGCUUGGAAGGAUAGAAACAAAGCAACUCGCGCGAACCACGACCGUAAGCGAGGACAUGACAAGAAGAUGGCUAGGGCUGGCGGUCCGUCUUAG
Messenger RNA from Coprinopsis cinerea okayama7#130, 2307 nucleotides. RefSeq lists its product as hypothetical. NCBI's taxonomy places the organism in Eukaryota, Fungi, Basidiomycota, Agaricomycetes, Agaricales, Psathyrellaceae. The coding region runs from base 1 to 2307 and encodes 768 amino acids. The transcript is spliced from 3 exons. The record is from RefSeq and is a predicted model, not a curated record. Gene Ontology annotation, molecular function: ubiquitin binding.